Molecule: messenger RNA, 4450 nt
Organism: Cryptococcus deneoformans JEC21
Lineage: Eukaryota; Fungi; Basidiomycota; Tremellomycetes; Tremellales; Cryptococcaceae
Exons: 7
Coding region: 671-4315 (1214 amino acids)
Biological process (GO): signal transduction
Molecular function (GO): 3',5'-cyclic-nucleotide phosphodiesterase activity
Source: RefSeq, a predicted model, not a curated record
GACAUUCAGUGUGCUGCAAGCACUCUCUUUUUGCAAACACAAACAUAUGGCCACACACACAGUUACAGAUUACAGAUUGAUGACAGACGACCAAGAAUACGGUUCAGGGCAGCCGACGCCUCAAAUGGAUUACGUACCACAUAUCAUUUGGCAUCCGACUCAGGUUAACUCGGGUUUUACAGGCGUCUCUCCAAUCCCGCACGUCGCACAUCGUCGAUCUUAAUCCUGUUUUGGGAACUUGCAUCACUGUCACCUCUCCAAUCGUCUAAACUCAAUCAUCUAUCUCACUUCUCUUUUUACCUUUCUCCAUAGAUAACCUCAAGCAUUCGACCUUUUCGAUUAUCGCAAUCGAUCUCUUCAUCGUUAGCUUAACAACAGCGCCUCUAAUAUCUUUUGGCAAGUGGCAGGAGGAAUCCAGCACUUGGGCUUUGACAAUCCUAGGGGAGUCAUUACCUUGCCUUCGGUGCGAGCACUUGUUGUUCUCGUAACGGGUUGAUUAUAUAUAUGGAGCUGGACGGUUGGCCAAGGCACCGCGAGCUCCACACAUUGCAUGUGCUGAGUUAAACUCUUUUUCCGGACGGUUUCAACAUUUUGUCAAGCAUUCCAUCUAGGAGUAUAUCGCUCCUUCUUCUUCAAUCCCGACAUCCUUUUUUAAACCUUUUUAUCCAUCAUGCCUUUAUCCUUAACUGCGCGUUCUCUUACUUCGCCAUCGGCUAUGUCUGGAGAGUAUCCUCAAACGCUAUCUCUUUUAGUGCUCCUUCCAUCAACCUCAAGCUCCCAAGCAGAGAUUCUUACGCCAUAUCGGCCUAACCCUCUAACAACCAGAUCAUCCAGUCCCAAAGUGCCAACAGUACUGAGCUUGACAAAGAGUGGAAACGGAGACCAAGGAGGAGAUGGAGUAGUGCAUGCAGAGGAACUCAAGGCUAAGGUGAUGGCAGGUAGACGACUAAGUCUCGGUUCAAGUCUGGGAUCAGACAUCAACUUAUCGAUAGGAGAGGAGACGAUGUCUGCCAACGUCAUCCCUGUUGGAAUAAACCAGCCCAGUAGAGUGGCAACAUUACAUGACAUGCCUCCUUUUUCGCCGAUAGUGUCGCCCACUUCAAGCAUCCCUCCUCCAAUUACAAAAGACCCUUCCUCGAAUUUGAACACGCCUCCUUUUGGUUACAGUUCACGUUCAGGCUCAGGUGGCGGCGCCCAUUCACGUCGUCGGCGACCUCAGACAGCUUCUGGGACUGCAAACGACAUAGCACCGGCCCUCAUCAAGGAGACGGCCAAUGCUAGAUCCAGCCUGGCGAUGGUAAGCGGAGCGGUCAAGGGGAGAGGGAAGGCGAGGCCCGGAUGGGAAGCUGAUGAGCUUGUGGGUCAUCUACGGGAAAGCGGUUUGGAAGUCACCGUGGUCCACACUCUGUCCCAUCUCACCUCCCUCAUAGACCCUGCGGUCUCUCCCUCCGCCCACCCAAUUAUCACCCGCCCCGCAGACCCCGCAGAGCCUGUUACGCACGUAAUCCUUGUCCCUCUCGCCGAUUCCCCAGCCUUCCCUUCUCUUUCUCUGCUCUUGAACAGCGGCACAACUCCCUCGGCCGUUUGUUUCCAGCAAGAUAUCUUGGAAAGAGCUGUACGCGCAGAAGAGCAGUGGCUCAAAGGCGCUUUGGCACAGAUCAAACGAGUGGCCGACAUGUGUACAAAGCAUCGGUCUCCCCUCUCUUCAGCAACGUCCACUGCUCGCCCUUCACCUGUUGCUUCUGGCCCUGGUAGUCCCACUGAGGCACCUGCGCCGCUUAUCAUCGCAUACAGUGCCAACCCAUCCCUUUCUCAGUCUGCGAUAUCGUCUUGCAUUGCUGCUGGCGUGAUUGGUGUGCUGAAGCCCCCGUACGAUUUGAGCACUGCCGAGAUGGUGCGCAGGAUGGUCCAAUCGUACAAGAAGGGCGAGCUACCUGUCGCUUUCCAAUCACCCUUUGAUACGUCCUCACCGUAUGAUAUAACAGCCUCUCGUUUCUCAAUCUCCCCCGGAGGAGGUUCUGACGAAACCACCACUGUUGUACUACCGCCGACUGCAUUAGACAUGGGUGCAGAGCAUGAAGGAGAGAAGGUCUUAGCGGCAGCAAUGGGUCCACGACAGGGUUCCAGCGAAGCUUGGAAUUGGGCUCGGAAUGAAAAGCGAUCAUCAUUCUCUCAAAGAACGUCAACCUCGCGAGAGUCACAAAACGCUUCUCGCAAAGGAUCCACUGUCUCAGGAAUCGCUUUCGCCUCUGCUGAUCCUUUUGCUGCCAGCUGUGCUUGCAAUAGCCCCUCCUCUCAACAUUUGCGACCGGAUCAACAAACCCCGCCCAUGUACCAGCAAUCGCCAACUAUGCCAACAUACAAACACCCGGAAAUUUCCCUACCGCCUGCUCCACAGUACACAUACCCUUAUCUGUUCUAUCAAGCGCCAUCUUUUUGCGUUUUCCAUCCUGCUCCGGAUCCGCGUAGGCGAAGUGUAGAUAUUGGUGGUUUGGCAGAGGCCAUAAAGAGAGCAUCUCGAUUAUACGAGGCUAGUCAUCCCAUUUUAUCGGGAUCACGAGCUUCAAGCAUCCAGCCUCAAGGAUUCAAACAUGCACAAAUGCACGAAGACUACUCCUUCCCUUCAGCCGCUUCACCGACAUCUUCUGCGAACCCCAAAUCAUCCCUCAGUUCAAGCCAGGAGACACACUCAAGCGAUGAGAAUGACGCUUGGGGCAAAUACACCGAGUUGGCAGAGCUCCUUAGUGCUAUGUACUGCCACACAGGGACAACUAUUGAUAUUCAAAUGGAGGAAUUUGAGAAAUUCUCCAACCCAUUAACCCCAAAAAAGAGGUCGCAACUUGUCGAGCCGCAUUAUCUCCACGAAGAUGAUCUUUAUCGAAUGGCUUGUUUGAUCUUUGAAGGGAUUUUGAAUAUAGAAGGUCUGGCUGAACUUGGUCUUCAACAAGACAAUGUCAACCGUCUUUUGUUCGCGAUGCGAGCCAUCUAUCACGCGCCAAAUCCCUAUCACAAUUAUGUCCAUGCGUUAGAUGUCUUACAAGCCACAUACACCUUCCUUGCGGAUUUAGGUGUCGCACCGCCAUUUGAAUACAUGCGCGAAUGGGGUCCAAACAAGGAGAUAUGGCGAAGGCCAUCAGAAAAUGAGGAUGAAAGAAGUGCUGGUACCAAGAGGGCAAGAGAAAUUAUGCGACCGCAAGAUAUUUUAGCUGUGCUGAUUGCUGCUAUGGGACAUGAUGUCGGCCACCCUGGUCUCAGUAAUGCUUUCAUGAAAAACGCAAGAGUACCUCUAUCGCAAGUGUAUGAGGAUAAAUCGGUUCUUGAAAACAUGCACUGCAUGCUUGUUGUGCAGUUGCUCCGCAAAUAUGGUUUUGGCUUCUUGAUUGAACGCACAAAAUCCUCAUCUGGGGAGCAGGCGGUGUCCAAUCUGGAUCAGAAGAGUUUCCGACAAGUCCUUUAUUCGUCUAUCCUUGCCACAGACAUGUCGCUUCACUUUGCUUGGGUCCAAAGACUCAAGGAAUUUGAUGAUAGGUUGAAAUCUGGGGAGGCGGGUGCUGUAGAGGACGAGAGGAUUUUGAUCUGUCAAGCUUUAAUCAAGUGUGCAGAUAUUAGCAACCCUAGCCGACCAAUUGACGUGUCGCAACAUUGGUCCUCUGUUCUGCUUGAAGAAUGGGCCAAACAAGCAUCGCUUGAACAGGAUCUUUCACUUCCAGUGUCAGUUGUUGCAUCAGCAGACGCUGCGCUCCAGGCCAAGGGCCAAAUUGGUUUCAUUGAUCUGUUCACGAAACCACUGUUCCAGGCGGUGUCUGAUGCGUUGCCCGAGCUCCAACCUUAUGCUGAUAGCUGCAUGGAGAAUCAGACGAUAUGGAAAGCAAGACUGGCUGAAUUGACGGAGAAGGAAGGCGAGGAAGGGGAGGCAGUGAGGACAUUAAUCCAACCGGCGGUGGAGGGCGCAAGUCAAGACGAAAGAUUCAAGACCCUGUUCCCCUUGCUUCUCCCCACGCCGCUAGUCUCUGGCCUCUCUGGGCCUGAAGAUACAUUACUCAAGCGUUCUUCAUCUAUCCCGUCGCCUACAGCCGCCAUGACGUCGUUUGCUCCUCACACGCCAUCCAUGUUCAAUUUCGGCAUUGAUUUAACGGAGCAAACUGGUGCAUCUCCUGCCGCCAGCGUCAUGCGCGCAGUCUACCACGCAAAGCUAGUCGACCAAGGUUCGCGUUCGAGAUUGGCUAGCUGGUCGAGAGGUUUCGUACAUGGAGAUUGGAACGAGCACAGGAGGAUGUCGACGCCAGACAUCUUGACCAGUAGUAACCAUCUAUGAAAAAGGGAUCAAAAUACGCACGGAAAAUUUCCAAAUUGAGGUACUGGAGGCACAGUUGUAUGAGUAUAUUUGGUUGCUUCAUCUUUGGAGUAUAUUUUGUGAUUGUAUGUAGCAUAUUUAUGGAUUUUUUUUCUC